CUACGUAUCCACCAAGCAACUCUGUAAAAAACGUCUUUUCUUCAGUUGUAAAGUCCCCGUGUCUUUCUCUCCUGCCAAGCCGAGGGCUAGCAGCUCACAUGGCUCAGACAUUUGACGUAUUUGUGCGGGGCCUUGAUGGCCAAACGCUGGUCGUUGACCUGCCUCUUGGUGCGCGGGUUGCCGAGCUCAAGGAGGACUUGAGCGCCCGCCUGGGCCUGCCAUGCGACCAGCAGCGCCUGCAGCUCUCCUCAGGCCGACCGCUGGAGGAUGACGACACUCUGGAAGCUGGCUGCAGCCUGGACCUGAGCCUGCGCCUGCUCGGUGGUGUGAUCGAGCCCAGUUUGCGCAUCCUGGCCCAGAAGUACAACUGCGACAAGAUGAUCUGCCGCAAGUGCUACGCCCGGCUGCACCCGAAGGCCACAAACUGCCGCAAGCGCAAGUGUGGCCACUCCAACAACCUGCGUCCCAAGAAGAAGCUGAAGUAGACUGUAUGCUUAAGCACAAUGUGUUUGUGGUUACCGGAGCAGGAAUAAAAGCCCAUAUGAAUUCGA
Messenger RNA from Rhipicephalus microplus (southern cattle tick), 551 nucleotides. RefSeq names its product ubiquitin-ribosomal protein eL40 fusion protein. NCBI's taxonomy places the organism in Eukaryota, Metazoa, Arthropoda, Arachnida, Ixodida, Ixodidae. Gene Ontology annotation, cellular component: ribosome. The record is from RefSeq and is a predicted model, not a curated record. Gene Ontology annotation, molecular function: structural constituent of ribosome; protein binding. Gene Ontology annotation, biological process: translation.